UUGUAUUUAUUAGCCACAUAGUGGCGCUAUGGCAUUGUUUUUAGUUCGCGAUGUCCUCAACAAACCAGUUGUGCUCAAUGGCAGUCGUGCGCUGAGCUUGUGAUAUUGGUUGUGCUCCGUUUAGUCUGACUGACAAAUCUGUCCUCCAAUGAAAUCCUGCCUGAAUCUUACAGACGUCAUUCUCUACUGAAGAGAAAACUAAAUGCGAUUGUGUCACGUUUGGAUGAGAAACACUUUACAACUGGCCGCAGCUGGACACAACUGUAUCAGUUGACAAGUAGCUGACCAACGUACACUCGCAAGAAUACCAGUGGGCCAGGGCUAAAAACGUCUAGUUGUAGGCUUCAUGACGUAGCGACACUGCACUGCAUUCGAUGCACUGAAUUAGCUUUUUAGUUGUAGAAAAUUUGCAUACGUUUUUCACCUGGAUGCGGUGCUACAUUGCAAUUCGAGCGCUACAUGCACGGCACGUUUGUAAUACGCUGGGCUGGCUACGUUGUGCUGUUUGGCGAGGUUGCUAGCCAGUGACUGAUUGGAGGGACACAUUUAAAGCAAUCAAGCGGACUAAUAGCGACAGUAACUCCUGUUGUUGCUGGCGAUUCUGAAGGGACAAAAGGACAAAAUCCCAGAAAAACGAAGUAAGCGUAAAGAAUCAGAAGGGAUGACCGGGGUAGGAGCUGAGGAUGAUAUCCCGCUGAGUGAGAGAAAGACCGUCACUGACUUCUGCUACCUGCUGGACAAGUCCAAACAGCUCUUCAAUGGCUUGAGAGACCUCCCGCAGUACGGGCACAAGCAGUGGCAGUCCUACUUCGGCCGCACCUUCGACGUCUACACCAAGCUCUGGAAGUUCCAGCAGCAGCACAGACAGGUACUCGAUAAUCGGUAUGGCCUGAAGAGGUGGCAGAUUGGGGAGGUGGCUUCCAAAAUCGGACAGCUCUACUACCAUUACUAUUUACGCACUUCUGAAACCAGCUACCUGAACGAAGCGUUCUCCUUCUACUCGGCCAUCCGGCAGAGGUCCUACUAUUACCAGGUCAAUAAGGAGGACAGAUGCCUUUGUCUUCUUCCAGGGCCGGAGCUGGUGGUGAAGAAGUUGCGGUACUAUGCUCGCUACAUUGUCGUCUGUCUGCUGCUGAAUAAGAUGGACCUGGUCAAAGUCCUGGUGAAGGAACUGUCAGAGGAGAUAGAGGACUAUACGCAGCGCUUUAACACAGAGGACCAGCUGGAAUGGAACCUGGUUCUGCAGGAAGUUGCAGCGUUUGUGGAGGCGGAUCCUGUGAUAGUGCUGAACGAUGAAAACGCUGUGGUGAUCACAUCCAAUCGGCUGCAGGAAGGAGGCGUGCCCCAGCUGGAGCAGGGCAUGGUGGUUGGCCAGCUCACGCUGUCAGAUGCGCUUGUCGUUGGCAAUUGCAACAACCAGGUGAAGUUCAGUGAGCUGACUGUAGACAUGUUCCGCAUGCUCCAAGCUCUAGAGAGAGAACCUGUCAACCUGGCCACACAGAUGACCAAGCCUGGGACGCUGGAGCCCAGUGAAAAGCCAGCCAAGAGAGAGAACCCCCACAAGUACCUGCUGUACAAGCCCACCUUCAGCCAGCUCUACUCCUUCCUGUCCGCCUCCUUCAAGGAGCUGCCAGCCAACAGUGUGCUGCUGGUCUACCUCUCAGCCACUGGAGUCUUUCCCACUGGACACACCGAUUACGAAGGUCCCUAUGACUUUGGGGGAGUUCUGACCAACACCAACCGGGACGUGAUCAAUGGGGAGACAGUCCAGAAGAGGAGUCAGGCACAGAAAGAGAUGCACUGUCUCCAUCCAGGUGACCUCUACCCCUUCACUCGAAAGCCUCUCUUUGUGAUCGUGGACUCUUCAAACAGUUCGGCCUACAAGAAUUUCUCUAAUCUUUUUGGGCAGCCACUGGUGUGCCUGCUCUCGCCUACAGUGUACCCCAAGAGCAUGCAAGACCAAUCACAGCGAGGCAGCCUCUUCACCCUCUUCCUGUACAGCCCCCUGAUGGCCUUCCUCUCUGUGUGUGGCCUGAGCAGCAUGCGGCAGGGACUGUGGGAGAAGGCUCUGGAGUUCCUGCACAGAGUGUACGGUGACAUCGGCCAGAUGAUCACCCGUUCACACACCAUAGACCAAGCCUUCCUGCAGUUCUAUGGCGAUGAGUUCCUCCGGCUGCUCCUGAUCCGUUUCGUGUUCUGCUCGGCCACACUGAGGCUGCACAAGCUGUUCCGGGAGUCGCGCAGCUUCCCCGAGUCGUACCCGCAGCUGCCCAAACAGGACACGGUGGAGAGCAGCCUUCUCCAGAGGCACAUCCUGGAGCUGGCGGCCAUGUUGGAAGUGCAGAACCUCUUCUAUGACAACACCCUGUCUCUGGAUGACUACUGACCCCCUCAAUCUCACACACACACUCAUCUGAAGUCACAAAAUUUAUUUUUUUGGGGUGGGGGUUGGGAGGGGAAUUGUUUCCCCUCUUUUGUGAUGUUACAUAUUUUCUCACCUUUUUCUACUUUUUAAACUAGUUGGCCAUCACAGGGAUCUUAGUUUUAAACAUGGGCUAGCAAUUUUUUAAUUCCACUGCAGUUUGGUUUGUAUAUGUAGGGACACGCAGCUAGACAGACUGAUAGACACAAUUGCCUAUUGCUAAACAUAUUUACAUUAUCUACAUGCCAUGUACAUAAUAUAGACACACAAACACAAUUGAAUACAUUGUGCACUUAUGUUUGUCUGUGAAAAGGACAAAAGAUAACUGUGGGUGUUUUAGAAAUGAAGAUAAUAGCAAGAAUACAAACUGCCUGCAGUGAUUCCAUGAAGCUAGGCAGUAACUGAAUUAAAACCCAUUUUUGUUUCCUAGAUGUAGGGCUAAUGUCCUUGUUUUUGUGUGGCCAGGGCCAGGUUUACAUAAGUGGUGGGUAGUCUGUAGUAAAGAACAUUCUGCAUGUGUUUAUUGUCAACCUGUUGUUUUUACAGAUAUUGUGUUUUUGGCCUGCCUUUAGUCUUACUUUUCAUUUAGUGGACUUUCUUGUUAACGAGUAUGUUGCUUAAGGGGUUUGAAAUAUUUGAUUUAAUUUUUUAAGACUUCCUCUGUUGUCAUGCAUGAUUAGCUAGGUUUCUACAGGCCAUGGUAACAGCACGGUUGGAUCCGUAGAGCAGUCCUGUGGCACUCCUGGUCAGAGUUGCCUUGCCCCAGGCACAGACAGGACCGAAGGGAGUGGCCCCUGCUUCCUGUCUUAGAGCAAAAGGUUUGGUGAGACACGGGAAAGGUGUGGAGGGGCUGGGCGAACCCAGCGCUUUUCGCCGAUUUCCUGGUUUACCGAUGAUAUUUCCUGAGCCCGCAUGUUACGGUACCUCUCGCUGUAGUCACGCUGGGCCACAUAGAAGACACUGCCAUUAGGUGCGAGCCCCUCGAUAACAGAAGAGGCACUUUCGUGGUUGUCUUUAAUUGGCUGGCUUGUCUCACCGGAGGCAAAACCCUUUCCUUGUUUAAUCAUUUGUAUAAUGUGCAGUUCAUAGCCUGUGAUGUGCCGUUUUUUAUAACCUACUGUCACAACUGUGUCCAAUAGCCUAUAGCCAGACAGAAUAUUUUUUAUCUCGAUAGAAAAAAAAAGAAUUGAAAAGAAAAUAAGGGAAUAUCAUGAAUAUAUGUAUAGAUUAUUUACAUUUGUGUGUGGUUUGAGUGGGCUUUUCAUGUGGAGGUACCUUAAGGAUGUGUCCCUGGACCUGCCAGCGGACGUUAGCACUGUCUGUGACCCCUAACUCCCAGCCCUAGUCUGACACUCAUACAUUCCAAGGACAAAGGGAGUGUCCGUCUGGAACUUCCACUGUGCUCCUAAACUGCUGGCUGAGAUGUUGCCAGAUCUGUCCAUUUCUGCGUGUAUGUGUGCGUCAUAAAUGAAUUAUGAUAAUAGUAAUAAUAGCCUUGCACUUUACCUUGUUGAAAUAUGAAACCUGAUCAUGUUUGUUGUACUGUCAGAAAAAAAGGCAUGUCAGAAGAAAAAAAAAACACAUUCCACUUUCUUUCAUGCCCCAGGUCCCAGAUAUUCCUGCAUGUGACAAACUGUGUCUGACGUUUAACAUAGACCAAUGUUGGACUGGAGUUGAUGAGCCAGAACCAAAAGUUACCGCAAUGACACUGUCCAGUGACAACAGUGACACUUUGUGGUCUCAGAGUGGAGUUGUGAAUGAUUAGGAAAUGUACAGUAGAAUCAAACAGCUUUAAUUUUUGAAAUAAAUUGUCGCGUUUCAUGCGUUUGUGAAACGUGACAAGUGCACACUGUCUUUGUGAAACUGGCCGUACCUGUGGGUGUGUCUGCGGUUACUGAGUGCUGUGGUCAUGUGAGCUCAUAGCCUCAAGGCAUAAAAAAUGCAACUAUUUGAUUGUGCUUGUGCUGCACACGCAUCUGUCAUGCUGGUGGUGCGUAUGACUUCCACCACUGCAGGUGUAUGAUCCGUGAUGGAGGCAAUAUGUGCGUAGGAUGCACGUGUCUGCUAUGCCCGUCCUGCAUGAAAGAUCCAUGAAAAAAACAUGGCGGACUGGCAGCCGCACAUACUGGAAAGCACAGCCUGGGACUGGUGUUCACCCACGUGGACCACUGUUCACAGAUUCAAAGAUAAUUUAUUGUGUGGCUGUUAGUGUCGGAACUGAAAAAAAGAAAUCUAACAUUAGCUUUGUUCUUCCUUUUGAAAACUGAUCUUAAAUGUCCUGACAGUUUUCAUAAUAUUUUUCCUUUUUUAAGAAAAAAGGUAUUUUUGUUGUUGAGUGUAUGUGUGGCAUCCGGCAUGGACCUAAAUCCCACAGGGGCAAUCACUGCCAGACUGAACGUUUCCUACAACUUUGACACUGACAUUGAUGGCAGAGGAGGAGAAUGCCAUGUGACACAGACAAAAAUACAGUUAUGUCACAGAGAUCACAGGAUCCAAUCUGGCUUCCUAUUAUUCCUGUGCACAGGGUCAGUUAGUGGGCAGAAAGAGGAAAUAUUGUGAUGUCAUUGUUACAUGUUUCAUGUACAGCGGUCUUGGUACUAGACCCUUAAAGGGAUGAAAAGGGAUUGUUUUCUCCUGUUGCUCCCCUCCUACUCCCCAAUUGUUGUAGUAACUCCCCUGCAUUCUCUGAAACAACGAAACAGCGCCACCAGCGACAUUUUUGACCUGUUAACCCAGAUCCAAAUUGCGUCAGUAAAAGCACAGGCGUUAAUGCACCGAGUGUGGUUUAAAUGUCUCUCUGCAUACGCAAAAAAAAAAGGACAUGAAGUUAUGGGUAAACUAAAAAAAGCUCCUCCCCUUUAAGAUAUUUUAUGUAGUAACAUUGUAGCUUAGUAGUAACAAAAUACACUUUAUAAAUGCGGAGUAACCAAGCUUCAAACACUUCUUUGUUUACAGUGUGUUUACGUGUACAAAUUAUCAGCAACCUUUUGAUAAGAACACGAAUUAGCUGAGAAACUUUACCAAUUUAAUCCCAUUGUUCAUUCUCUGUUGGUACAUUCUAGGUUAUGAUGCUUUGUAAAUGUAAUUUGUAUGGCCUAAUCUAAAGUGUUACUUGUUAGUAAGGGUAUUUCUAAAGGUUCCUACUGUUGUGGGAGGGUACAAUAUAAGUGACAAACGUCAGAAUACUCUUUCUUUAUAAGUUAAGGGGUUCUAGAGUUAAUAGUUUAACCAACUUGCAUUAUUCUGCUGUCUGUUUUUUAUCAUACCAAUGUCGUCCCCUUUGUUGCGAGCUUAUAUUUGAUGUUCGUGUUGUUCAUUACUGGAAUAAAUAAGUGAUAUGAGAAAAACAGAUAUGUGAUUAUACCAAAACAUGCAAGCUUUUCUUUUUCACAAAAUAUUUUAACUGAAUGCUUUAUAAGAGUAAUAAAAGGUUGAUGGUUUUGAUUACCUUGUAAA
Molecule: messenger RNA, 5878 nt
Organism: Anguilla rostrata (American eel)
Lineage: Eukaryota; Metazoa; Chordata; Actinopteri; Anguilliformes; Anguillidae
Product: protein SCAI-like
Exons: 19
Coding region: 662-2386 (574 amino acids)
Biological process (GO): DNA-templated transcription
Cellular component (GO): nucleus
Molecular function (GO): transcription corepressor activity
Source: RefSeq, a predicted model, not a curated record